Messenger RNA from Bradysia coprophila, 1131 nucleotides. RefSeq lists its product as uncharacterized. Lineage: Eukaryota; Metazoa; Arthropoda; Insecta; Diptera; Sciaridae. The record is from RefSeq and is a predicted model, not a curated record.
AUCACAGUCGUUUAAUUUGCCUAAAACUGUCAUCAGUGCAAGAGAUACCAAAACCGUUGAGUAGUCAGUUCUAGUUUGAAGCUAAUUAUAAACGAAAAGGAAUUGGAAUCGAAAUGUUCCUGCAAACAUUAUUCGCAUUGUUUAUCGCUGUAACUGUUAAAGCGUCCGAGUGUGAUCUAUUGUCGAAUGACGGUUUAGCAACCAGACAGAACGCAUGUGUUUUAUCACCAGAAACGAUCGAAGGUCCUUAUCACAUAGAUAGGCUGCUUGAGCGUUCAGAUGUUACAGACGGGGAACAAGGAAUACCACUAGAUCUGACUUUUCUCAUUAGGGAUGCCAAGACUUGUGAACUUCUACCAAAUAUCAUUGUUGAUAUCUGGCAAUGCAACUCAACCGGAUUUUAUUCGGGAUUCGUAAGUGCAGGUAAUGGGUAUAACAUCAGUCGCGGUAUACCAACGGAUGAAACUCGUUUUCUUCGUGGAAUCCAAACCUCAAAUGCGAAUGGAGAAGUUAAAUUCAGAACGAUCUAUCCAGGUUGGUACGUCAAUCGGGCUGUGCACAUUCACAUCAAACUGUACUACGGCAUGCAAACAACGACGGCCAAAUAUACUGGUCAACUGUAUUUCAAUGAAGAUAUAAACGAAGCUGUUUCCAAUAUUUUACCAUACAGUGCCAUAAGAACUUUUCGCACACUGAACAGUGUUGACCAAUAUUAUACCAGCGCCCAAGGAACGCUUACAACAUUGCAAGUAACUGGAAACGUUACGGCUGGAUACACUGCAACAGCUUUCGUGAUCGGCAUCGAACGUCCAGAAGCUUCGAGUUCGUCCUCUAUGAUUAACCUUCACAAAACUUGUUGGAUGAUGGCCCAGGUUUUGAUAAUAGUAAAACUGUUUCUUGAGGCAGUAUAAGAAUAUAAAAAAAAACUUUGGUUCCAGCAGACGUUCGGUCUUGUGUACACUAUGAUAAAAGGUGAUAUGAAAAAAUAUGACCACUCAAAGAAAGUAAAACGAUAGCAAUAGAGUCUUGAUUACAUUGCUGAUAAUUCGUUUGAUGAAAAUGUAUAAAUAAUUAUUGCUAGGCUUAAUUCUUAUCACAUUACUCUUUAAUAAAUAUUUUAAAGAACAAAAG